GGCGAACCAGACUGUCGCUGAAGUUGAACUAUCUUCAAAGUGAAACACAGGAACUUUACUGCAGACAUGAGCCAAGUGGUGGACAUUGAGCAUUGUGAUCUGGACAUUAAGAACAACAACAACAGCCAUCACACAGGACAGUAUGAAGAGGAGCGCUUGAUUGUGAGAAGGGGGCAGCCCUUCAACAUUAUAUUACACCUGAAAGCUGAUAGCAAGGAGUUUAAAACGGCCAAAUCAAACUUCACAUUUAUUGUUGAAACUGGCCCUGUACCCAGAAAAGAAUCAGACACCAAGGCUUCCUUUGGCCUUAGUGAGUCCAUAGUGGCCACUGACUGGAGUGCAUCUGCCACCAAUGAUCCAUCUGGAAAUAAAGUGACAGUUUCUAUCUGUUCAUCACCCGACGCCCCAAUCGGGGUUUAUUCCCUGACCCUGGACCAGGAGGGGAAGAAGACUGCUUUAGGAAAGUUCACCCUACUUUUUAAUGCCUGGUGUCACAGGGAUGCUGUUUACCUGCACAGUGAGACAAAGAGGCAGGAGUAUGUUUUAGAACAAUGUGGGCAGAUCUUCAGAGGAACACAUAAACGAAUCAAAGGGACACCAUGGAACUUGGGUCAGUUUGAAGCAGGGAUACUGGAUAUCUGUCUGAAGAUUCUAGACGUCAGCCCAGAAUCUUUGGAUGAUCCUGAUAAGGACUGCUCUGCCAGGAGAAACCCAAUCUAUGUGACUAGGGUGCUCAGUGCCAUGAUCAACAGUAAUGAUGAAGGAGGGGUGCUGGUGGGAAACUGGGAGGACUAUACUGGUGGGGUGAAUCCAGGACUGUGGAUUGGCAGUGGGGAAAUUUUGCGUCAGUGGGAUGCAACUGGCCCAGUCCGCUUUGGCCAGUGUUGGGUCUUUGCUGGUGUUGCAUGCACAGUGUCUCGUGCUCUGGGCAUCCCAUGUCGAGUGGUUACUAACUUUGGAUCCGCUCAUGACACAGAUGCCAACCUCGUGAUUGAAAACCUUUAUGAUGAAAAUGGGGAAAGACUUUCUGGCGGUGAUUCAGUUUGGAAUUUCCAUGUGUGGGUGGACAGCUGGAUGACUCGUCCUGAUUUGGGAUCAGAGUUUGAUGGAUGGCAAGCCAGUGACCCAACCCCCCAAGAGACGAGUGAUGGUGUUUUCUGUUGUGGGCCAUGUCCUUUAAGGGCCAUAAAGGAGGGAGAACUGACCAAGAAGUAUGAUGCACCCUUUAUUUUUGCUGAGGUCAAUGCAGAUAUUGUGGACUUUGUGCAGCUGACAAGUGGAAAGAUUGUGAAAUUCAGUGGAUCAACCACGGCUGUUGGACGCUUCAUCAGCACUAAAGCUAUAGGCUCAGAUGAGCGACAUGACAUCACACACAAAUAUAAGUAUUCAGAAGGCUCAGAGGAGGAGAGGAGGGUGUACGAGAAGGCACAACACCACAACAAAUUACAGCAGAGAGGAGAAGAGCCAGGACUCCGUCUCAAGAUAAAACUGGCUGACAACAUGAUCGUGGGUUCAGACUUUGAGGUGAACGCUGUCCUCACUAAUAACUGCAUGGACACCAGGACCUGUACAUUCCUGUUCUUCGCCCGAGCUGUCAGCUACAAUGGAAGACGAGGAGCCGGCUGUGGAUUUGCUUCAGACAAAGUAGAAGUGCCCUCUGGAGAAGAGAGGCGUCUGCCCCUCAAACUGCGGUAUGACAGUUAUGGAUCAGUGAUCACAUCUGACAGGUUGAUCCAGCUGUCAGCCAUCGCCAUCGACAAGCAGACCAUUGAUUACAAUAAGGCUGAGAAAACCAUUGUGCUAGAUGAGCCAGAUUUACAAAUAAAGCUGGUGGGAGAUGUCAAACUGAACCAGUCUGUGAUGGCAGAGCUGAGCUUGUUGAACCCUUUACCAGAAACUCUUAAGGACUGCAGCUUUACUGUGGAGGGGGUUGGCCUCACUGGCGGCAAACCAAUUACAAAGAAAAUUGGAGCAGUGGAGCCCAAACAGGAAGCCAAAGCCAGCAUCGAGUUCAGCCCAGCCAGAGCUGGCUCCAGCGUUCUGAUGGUAAACUUUGAUAGCAACAAACUGCAGAACAUCAAGAAUUCUAUCAAUGUUGUGGUAGAGGAGUAAGCCAUAAAAAAAUUACAGAUUCAACACUCCACAUCAGUCAGAGCUGUCAUAUUUUAUAACUUAGCCACAGUUGCAAACAGGAUCUUGGAGUUUUAUUUAUAAAUGCACUUUUGUCAUAAGGUAAGGUAUGGCACUAUUAAAAGUAAAGUGUUUUCCUAAUUCAUUUUCCUUUCUGACUAAGCAUUAUAAACAGUGCCCCUGUGCAAGGUCAUAGUAGGCCUAAAAUCAUAAUACAAAAUAGUUAUAUAAUCAUAUGCCAUUAACUUGUAUGAUUAAGGAUUAUAGAUUGUCUGAAAGCAUGAUCCUUCUUUGAAGGAUAUUUGUUUUUUAGUUUUUCAUUUGAAAAGUCUUCUUUUUUUCCGACAAAAAAUAAUGUAUUUGAAUAAAAAUAUUGAUGCUUGA
Cheilinus undulatus (humphead wrasse) is the source of this 2514-nucleotide messenger RNA. Its product is annotated as protein-glutamine gamma-glutamyltransferase 2-like. The record is from RefSeq and is a predicted model, not a curated record. The transcript has 15 exons. NCBI's taxonomy places the organism in Eukaryota, Metazoa, Chordata, Actinopteri, Labriformes, Labridae. Bases 67 to 2112 code for a protein of 681 amino acids. Gene Ontology annotation, molecular function: protein-glutamine gamma-glutamyltransferase activity. Gene Ontology annotation, biological process: peptide cross-linking.